AAAAAUGAAAGACCAGUCCAUUUGAAGGCCAAACCGUGUAAUUAUUUGGAUAUUUAUUACCCAGCCCGAUUGAUUAAGCGCUCCCUCGCCGCCAAUAGAUUCUUGAUUUCAUGUCUACAAAGUUUCUUGCAGCAACAACUGUGACAACGAUAGACAAACAAAUAUUCUAUCAGUGACAUAAUUUGGAUUUGAAGAAGUAAGAGUGUAAGACCAGUGAAUCUAACCCCUUUUCUCCAAUGUUAUUUUGUGGUAUUAUUUGAAUACUAUACUGGUUUUUUUUUUUGGCCUCUAUAGUAUCAAGAAAGUCUCAAUUUCAUUUUUUUUUUUUAACUAAAAGAAUGAUGAGAUGUGUCAAAGUUAGCACCUUUAUACAUGCUAUUAGCUUCUGUAAAAGAUGUUGUCACUUUGAAUCCAAACCCCAUUUGGGUUUUGGUUCUUUAGACUCACCAGUUAAAGCUAGUGUUGGAAUUUUCUGGGAUUUGGAUAACAAACCACCUAAGUCUUUUCCACCAUUUGAUGCUGCCACAAAGUUAAAGAAAGCAGCUGGGGAGUUUGGGGCAGUGAGAUUUACAGUAGCUUAUGCUAAUCGACACGCGUUUAGUUAUGUUCCUCCUUUAGUUAGACAGCAAAGAAAAGAACGAAAAACUUUGAAUUCGUUGGAAAAUCGUGGGGUUGUUAAGGUAGAGGACCCUUAUAUAUGUAGAGUUUGUGGGAGGAGAUUUUAUACUAAUGAGAAGCUUGUUAAUCAUUUUAAGCAAAUUCACGAACGUGAGCAUACGAAAAGGAUGAAUCAGAUUGAUUCGUCUAGAGGGAAAAUGAGGGUGAAGUUGGUGGCUAAGUAUGCAAUGAAGAUGGAUAAGUAUAAGUAUGCUGUUAAGGAUGUUUUGACUCCGAAAGUUGGGUAUGGUUUGGCGGAUGAAUUAAAACGAGCGGGUUUUUGGGUUAGGACUGUGUCGGAUAAGCCACAAGCUGCUGAUAUCGCGUUGAGGAAUCAUUUAGUUGAUGUAAUGGAUAAGAGGAUGGUGGAUUAUGUGGUUCUUGUGUCUGAUGAUUCUGAUUUUGUGGAAGUGUUGAAGGAGGCGAGGUUGAGGUGUUUGAAGACCGUGGUUGUUGGUGAUACCAAUGACGGUGCUCUUAAGAGGACAGCUGAUGCUGCUUUCUCGUGGCAGGAGAUCAUGAUGGGAAAGGCCAAGAAAGAAGCUGUAUCGGUUGUUGGCCGGUGGAAGGACCGAGAUGUUCUGAAGAGAUUGGAGUGGACCUAUGAUCCAGAGAUAGAGAAAAAGAUGUAUUACUCUGAAGUUGAGAGUGAUGAUUCUGAUGGAUUCUUUCCUGGGGAAGAUGAUAAAGAGGAUGUUGGUGCUUCUGUCUUGAAGGAAGAUGGUGGUGCAUGGUGGAAGCUGGACUCUCGUUCAGGACAUGAUUGAUGCAGCAACUGAUUGCCGGCUUCAGCUUCAUUCUUAUAAAAAGGAGAUAUGAACUGGUGAUUCCACUAAAAUUUCCAUGCUCAGAAGGCUUUUCUAAAGUUGAGGCCAACACCGCUGUAAGUUCUUAGUGAAGGAUGGAAAGAGAUCCUGGAUUACCUUUUUAAGUAACUUAGCUGCCAACAUUACUGUAUUUUUUUUUAACUAUUAUAGAAGCGUGGGUUUAGCAUAGGAUCGACAUGUUUGCUUCAAUUAGCAGAUGGCAUUUUAGUCAUUGUAUUUCUUGAGCUUUUCCAUACGUGGCCACUCCAUGCUCCCUCCAUUCCAGGUGGCUUUUACUACAAAAAGCAUAUCAUCAGUCCAGAACAUUCAAUUGUUUCAUCUCUUGUUUCUUCAUUCCUCUCAGAAACCCUCCUCUUUCAAUUUUUGUGCAAAUCUUCAUCUUCUUUACUUUCAUUGGUUUUUUGGGUUCUCUUCAGAGUUCCAAUUUCAUAGCUAUCGUUGUUCAGUCUUUUGGAACUCCAGCCUUGCUCCAUCAAGAGGAGAUACGCAGGGCCUGUUAUCGCAAUGAUUCGGAACAAGUGGCUGGGUUGGAAAGCAUAAUAGCUAAGCCAGGAAUUCUAGGUUGGGACAAAAAAUUUCUUCUUUUUCAUGGACUUCUACGCCCUGUUUCCUGUUAUUGUAGGAUAGAUGAGCUAGCAACUUUAUCGGAUUCGCGUGCUCCUUCCAUCACUAGGAUCCAUACAGUGAGAAGGAUGUAUUAGCAAGGAGUGAAGUGGAGCAUGUGAACUGAGUCCUUUCAAUGGGAACGUAUGACGAUCCUGACCAACUAGACGUGAAGGGUUCUUUGUAAUGCCAGCUGAACGCAUCAGAAUUCAAUUAGCCUAUUAUAAUGACACCAAGAGGGGAACUUGUGAAGAAGAGAGGUCUUUGCUAAAAAGAAGACUUUCUACAGCUGCUCUUGAAAUAGAAAGACAGAUGAUGUAAUGCUUUCAUUAAUCAGGUCGAAAAUGACAAGGUUCAAGCUGUUCUUAUAAGUAAGAAUAUGCAUUUUGAGAAGCUGGGAUUCUAUUUAUUACUCUGCAGAAGGAAAGGCACUUCUUAUAAGCUAAACCUUUGCUGCAUGAUUUAAUUUCUCCUGAAGUGAGAAAAACUACAAACGCAGAGGAUGGACUGCAACUAUUGGUGGAUUGUGUACAAAAUUCAUGAAAUUUAGUUAUAGCACAUUUGUUAGGGAUUGUAUCUUCUUGACAUAUUUAGUCAUGUUUGAUGAAAAUAUGUAAACCUUUUUGUUUGACAUUUUUAUUCUCUGUGAAAGAUUACUCCCAUUAGUGAAAAAAAGAUUUCUUCAUUGUGAUGUUAUUGUGAUUCUGAAGGAAUCAUAAAGUCUGUAUGUUGCAAAGC
Molecule: messenger RNA, 2825 nt
Organism: Lycium ferocissimum
Lineage: Eukaryota; Viridiplantae; Streptophyta; Magnoliopsida; Solanales; Solanaceae
Exons: 5
Coding region: 339-1424 (361 amino acids)
Molecular function (GO): RNA nuclease activity
Source: RefSeq, a predicted model, not a curated record